This is a messenger RNA of Lingula anatina, 809 nucleotides long. RefSeq names its product neuronal acetylcholine receptor subunit alpha-6. Gene Ontology annotation, molecular function: extracellular ligand-gated monoatomic ion channel activity; transmembrane signaling receptor activity. Lineage: Eukaryota; Metazoa; Brachiopoda; Lingulata; Lingulida; Lingulidae. Gene Ontology annotation, biological process: monoatomic ion transmembrane transport. The record is from RefSeq and is a predicted model, not a curated record. Gene Ontology annotation, cellular component: membrane.
UAUGUGCACGCUGUGGACACAAAAGACUUGAAAAUGUGGAAGCUAAUAGUUACAUUUCUAGUCGUCGCUGCCUUUUUCCAUGGAAAUUCAGGAGCAAGUGAAGAUCACAUAUUGAGGGACCUUCUUCAGACUUAUCGGACUCGUCCAGUGAAGAACAAUUCUGAUACAGUCCAAGUUACCGUAGAUGUUGUCUUGCUGCACGUCAAUUCUCUUGAUGUUAACUCACAAGUCUUGUCAGUUAACGCGUAUCAUCGUAUGAGCUGGCGUGACCGGGAUCUGGUGUGGGAUCCUCAGUUCAGAGGAGGAGUGCGGAGGAUGCAUGUCAUGUCCUCACUUAUUUGGCUCCCAGACAUUGUGCUACUAAAUCUUCGCGGCGCCAGUAAGCUGCUGUUGGACCCGAGAGCAGUAGUAUCACAUGACGGCACGGUGGUCUGGAUACCUGUAUACCAGCACAGCGCCCACUGUAAUAUGGAUCUGGGACGUUACACUCAGGAGUGCAACCUCAAAUUUGGAUCAUGGUCGUAUAAUCAGAAGGAAAUAAACCUUGCCUACGGGGCUCAGAAAAUGGAUCUGAGCAAUUUAGAGCCAAAUCGUGACUGGGCUGUACAAUAUACUGCAGUGAAACGAAAUGCAAUUUCUUACAGUUGUUGUCCUGGUGAGAUUUUCGUCGAUUUGACUUAUUCCUUGACAUUACGGAUUAAGAAAAACACCUCAUCAGCCCUGACAGCCAGUUCUGGAUUUACUGACAGACCUUUUGUAGUCAUAUUUGUAGUGUCUUUGAUUGUUGGUAUUAUGGUUUAACAAUUAUU